AUGUUUUGGCCGCUGCUCCUCCUAGCCGCGACCAUUGCGCUCGCGCUGUACGCGUGGCGAAGGCGGCCGCUUUACGAAUUCGCCAACAAGUACCCUCUUGGCAUACCGACCUAUCCUCUCAUCGGCCAGUCGUACGUAUUCGCGGGUACCGAUGAAGACCGAAUGAACUCAUUUAUAAAAAUGGGCUACAAGUCCCUUAAAAACGGAGGUAUCAGUUCGAUAUGGAUGGGGCCGAAGUUGUAUGCAGUGAUCAGCGAGCCCGAGCUGCUGGAGGUGGUGGCCAAGGCGUGUCUGGAGAAAGACUUCAUUACGAAGUUCCUGAGGCUGGCUCUCGGGAACGGACUCAUAUUUGCUCCGGUUAAGAUCUGGCGUCCCCGCCGCAAGGUGAUGGCGCCGACGUUCAGCAUGAAGAACCUGCACGAGUUCGUGACCGUGUUCGACAAGCAGAGCCGCAUCAUGGUGGCGCAGCUGCGCGCACACGACGGCGGCGGGGACUUCUCCUUCUGGGAGUACAUUACUUCCUACACGUUUGAUGCUAUCUGCGAGACUGUCCUGGGCAUGGAGCUGAACGCGCAGAAGAACCGGCACCACCUGUUCAUCGAGGCCUUCGACGUGGUCGUCCAGAUCCUCGCCAAGCGCAUGCUGUCGCCCUGGCUCUACUGGGACUGGGUCUUCAGGCUUACCUCCAACUACAAGCCCUUCAUCGAGCAGAGGAAGACAGCUUACGCGUUUUUUGAUAAGAUUAUAAGUGAUAGAAGAAAAGAAUUGGCAGAACAAGGGGCUUACUACGAUCCCAAGGACCGCAACAGACCGUUCCUGGACAUGAUGAUAUUGGCUCCCGGGGGCUACACGGACAUCGAGCUGAGGGAAGAGAUCAUCUCCAUCGUGUCGGCCGGCACGGACACCUCGGCCGUCGGCACCGCCUUCGUCGCCCUCAUGCUGUCCAGACAUCCCAGGGUGCAGGACAAGGUCUACGAAGAAUUGAAGGAGGUGUUCGGCGACUCGGACCGGCCUGUGACGUGGCAGGACCUCCCGAAGCUGACGUACAUGGAGGCCGUCAUCAAGGAGACUCUGCGGCUGUAUCCGCCGGCGCCCGUCGUCGUGAGGGACGUGCACGAGACGGUUGUACUGCAUCAGACCCGUCGUUACCAAACUGGGUAA
This is a messenger RNA of Cydia splendana, 1161 nucleotides long. RefSeq names its product cytochrome P450 4d2-like. The transcript is spliced from 9 exons. Gene Ontology annotation, molecular function: heme binding; monooxygenase activity; iron ion binding. Bases 1 to 1161 code for a protein of 386 amino acids. NCBI's taxonomy places the organism in Eukaryota, Metazoa, Arthropoda, Insecta, Lepidoptera, Tortricidae. The record is from RefSeq and is a predicted model, not a curated record.